Quercus lobata is the source of this 2382-nucleotide messenger RNA. It is a transcript of the gene PLDEPSILON, whose product is annotated as phospholipase D alpha 4. Gene Ontology annotation, biological process: phospholipid catabolic process; phosphatidylcholine metabolic process. Gene Ontology annotation, cellular component: plasma membrane. The transcript has 4 exons. The record is from RefSeq and is a predicted model, not a curated record. Gene Ontology annotation, molecular function: calcium ion binding; D-type glycerophospholipase activity. NCBI's taxonomy places the organism in Eukaryota, Viridiplantae, Streptophyta, Magnoliopsida, Fagales, Fagaceae. Bases 52 to 2334 code for a protein of 760 amino acids.
UCUCUCUCUCUCUCUCUCUCUCUCUGUGGGAUUGUUUUGAAAGCUAGUGCAAUGGAGAGAAAGCACAAAUUUCUCCAUGGAACACUUGAAGCUACCAUCUUCUAUGCCACGCCUUAUACACCGCUAUCUCCUUUCAAUUGUAUAUUUGUAAGAGGAAAGCCUGCCUAUGUAACCAUAGAGAUAGAUGACAUGAAGGUAGCAGAGACCAGCCAUGAACGUGACCGAGUUUGGAAUGAGACCUUUCAAAUUCUCUGUGCUCAUCCAUCCAAUUCAACUAUUACCAUCACAAUGAAAACAGCAUGGUCUUGCUUCUUGGGAAAGAUAAACAUCCAGGCUGAUCAGAUUCUUAAUGAAUCAAGUUUGAUUAAUGGGCUAUUUCCUCUCCUCAAGGAAAAUGGAACACCAAAUCCAGAACUGAAGCUACAAUUCAUGUUAUGGUUUAAACCAGCAGUGUUUGAACCAAGCUGGAGAAAGAUGCUAAGUAACGGAGAAUUCCAGGGGUUGAGGAAUGCAACAUUUCCACAACGAUCAAAUUGUCAUGUCACACUUUAUCAAGACGCUCACCAUCUCUCUACUUUUCAUCCUCCAUUCUAUUCUUGUGGUGCUCCAAGAAGAUUAUGGGAGGAUGUAUACAAUGCCAUUGAGGGUGCAAAACACUUGAUUUACAUUGCAGGCUGGUCUGUCAAUCCCAAUAUGGUGCUGGUUAGGGAUUUUCAAACUCAAAUCCCACAUGCAAAAGGAGUAAAGCUUGGUGAUUUGUUGAAGCAGAAGGCAGAGGAAGGUGUGGCUGUAAGGAUUAUGUUAUGGGAUGAUGAAACAUCCUUACCAUUCUUCAAGAAUGAAGGAAUAAUGAGAACACAUGAUGAAUAUGCCUCAGCCUACUUUGAAGGCACCAAAGUAGUAUGCAGAUUGUGCCCAAGAUUACACCCAAUGUCCGCCCCACUCUUCUCUCACCAUCAGAAAACCAUAACCUUAGACACUAAGUCGCAAAUAAAUUCAAGCAAUAGAGAAAUUAUGAGUUUUGUUGGUGGAAUAGAUCUUUGUGAUGGUCGCUACGAUACAGAACAACAUUCAUUGUUUCACAAUCUCAAUAUGGAACCGCAUUGUCAUGAUUUUUAUCAGACAAGUAUCGCAGGAGCUAGCCUUGAGAAGGGGGGGCCAAGACAGCCAUGGCAUGAUGCUCAUGCUUGUAUCAAGGGUGAAGCUGCUUGGGAUGUACUAACCAAUUUCGAGCAACGAUGGAGUAAACAAUGUGAUCCUUCUUUACUAGUUCCCAUUAGUACCUUGUCAAAUCUCAGCUGCCAAAGUUAUUCAAGCAUUCCCUCUGGGAGGAAUUGGAACGUACAAGUUUUUAGGUCCAUUGACCAUGUGUCAGCUAGCCAAAUGUUUAGAAACUUUACUGUGGAGCAAAGCAUCCAGGAAGCCUACAUACAAGCAAUAAGGAAAGCUGAGAGGUUUAUUUAUAUUGAGAACCAGUAUUUUAUUGGAGGGUGCCAUUUGUGGGAGAAAGAUCAACAUAGUGGCUGCAGAAAUUUGAUUCCUAUUGAGAUAGCACUCAAGGUGGUCAACAAGAUUAAAGCAAAGGAGAGGUUUGCAGUGUAUAUACUAAUACCAAUGUGGCCAGAAGGAGUGAUUGAGAGUGAUGUAGUUCAAGAUAUAUUGCAUUGGACUAGAAGAACAAUGUCAAUGAUGUAUAAGUUGAUAGGAGAGGCAAUACAAGAAAGUGGUGAGCCAGGGCACCCUAAAGACUACUUGAAUUUCUUCUGCCUAGCAAAUAGAGAAGAGAUGGGUAAAGAGGAAGUUAUUCCUCCAGAGUCUCCUCACCCUGAAACACAAUAUUGGAAUGCUCAAAAGAAUAGGAGGUUCAUGGUUUAUGUACACUCCAAGCUCAUGAUAGUGGACGACCUGUACAUUUUGAUUGGAUCAGCAAAUGUGAACCAGCGAUCCAUGGAUGGACAACGUGACACUGAGAUUGCUAUAGGGUGCUACCAGUCCAAAAGUGACAAAGACAAAAUGAGUCGCGGCGAUAUUCAUGCAUACCGUCUGUCACUGUGGUAUGAGCAUACUAAAUGUGCUGAUCAGGAACUGUUUCAAGAGCCACAAAGUCUGGAAUGUGUGCAGAAGAUGUGUUCCAUAGGUGACCAAAUGUGGAAGAUUUACACUGGUGAAGAUUUGGUAGACAUGGAAGGUGUGCACUUGGUAACAUACCCUAUGAAUGUGACACAAGAUGGUACCGUGGAGGAUCUAACAGAUAAUGGGGGCAAUUUUCCUGACACAAGAACACAAGUUAAGGGAAAGAGAUCAAUGUUGCUACCACCUGUUUUUACCACAUAAGAUUAUUAACCCAAGUCUACUCAGUCAGUAACCCAAAAAAAAAAAAAA